Laetiporus sulphureus 93-53 is the source of this 2070-nucleotide messenger RNA. RefSeq lists its product as uncharacterized. The transcript has 7 exons. Lineage: Eukaryota; Fungi; Basidiomycota; Agaricomycetes; Polyporales; Laetiporaceae. The record is from RefSeq and is a predicted model, not a curated record. The coding region runs from base 1 to 2070 and encodes 689 amino acids. Gene Ontology annotation, molecular function: protein dimerization activity.
AUGGGCGGUAGGCAUACCACGGUCGAGUGGAGGUAUCGCACGAAUUUGAAUGCGCGCAUUACGGGCUUGAAGCAGGCUGUGCCGGCGCUCCGUGUGCUGGAGGCCAAGGUGAACAGCCAGGAGAAUCCAUUCAACGAUGUCGUCGACUCGCGUGGGUUCGUUGAUGGCGUGAAGGUCACGCGCAAGAUGAGUAAGGCGAAUGUGCUCGGGAAGGCAGCAGAGUAUAUCAAGGUACUCAAGAAGCGCGAGACGCGUCUCAAGCACGAGCAGGAUGGCCUGAAGUCGCUUAUCGCCGGGCUCGUCGGGGGACCGGCGCUGCUCAAAGAGUGGGAUCGCGAGUGGAAGGAGCGAUUCGGCGGAGAGGAGAAGGAUGAGAUCGAGGAUGAGAGCGCAGGUGCGGUGAGUGAUGAUGAGGAUGUUGAUGGUGACGAUAGCGAAGGAGAGGACGGUGAGGAGGGUAGGGCGCGCAAGAAGGCGAAGGUCGCAAAAGUCGCGCUGCGCCGCAACCACAGCUGGCAGUUCCCGCUGUUCCUGGCACUGUACCAGAGAAGCGUAAGCGUGAUAGGCCACGCAAGGUCCCAUUGCCUCCUGCUGUCGCUCCAGCACCAGCUGAAGACGGCAACAGCGACACCCGUGGCAGCGACACAGAAUGCAGCUCCAAUCUUCCCUGUUGACGCGCAGAUGCCAGAUACCUUCGUCCAGACCUCAUCUGACAGUCAGACACAGCAAACACCUGCCCAGCAGUACCUGCUUGCGGCGUUUGCAUUCUUCUCGGUAUUCAACUCUCCAUUGGCAUCUUCUCGUCCUCAUGCACACCCGGCGCACGAACAUCAUGGCACGGUGUUGACGCCUCAAGUGCGACCACAGGCGGAGUUUUCUAUCUAUCUGACUACCUCAUCCGCAAGCGGGCUUGGGCUGCAUGAGCUCGUGCAAGCAGCACAUUUUCUUGUGUCAACGCUCGUCUUCUUGUACGUGAUCCUGCCUUGGAUCUCGAGCACCCUCAAGCGCGCACCUGCACUCGCAUCGUACGUCACGCACCUCAGAACGUCGUGCACGACCGCAGAGACCUCUGCGACAUUCGCGAACAACGUGCAUAUGUCCAAGGCUAGGAAUCAGCAGCGCGCUGCGUUGAUGGAGGCAUUCUUGGAUGCGCUAGACCCGGCCAGGAGAGGCUCAGCAGACGAGACCGAACGGCUGCGCAGAGCUUUGGGUGUGACCGAUGGGGUCCUCGGGCUGAUGCACGGCGUCAUCAAGGCGGGAAGAGUGGAUUGGGGCAUUGAGCUGAACCAGCUUGAACAACGCGCUUGUGUCAGAUUGGGCGAGCUUGUUGCAUUCAAUGACAAGGUCGGCAAGGCCACUCGGCUGCAGAUAAUGGACCUAUCCACGCUUGCGCUCAUCAUGCGUCCCGUGUCAUUGUCGAAGGCUGCGACGCUGUGGGAGGCAGCUCACAAGCGCGAGUUCCUGUGCCCCUAUGAGAAGAUUGUGCUGGAUAAUAAGAGCGUGGACGUCGCGGCUGACUGGCUCACGAAACGGCAACGCUGGCAUGAGACGGAGCGCAAGGGCCGCUGUGCAGCUUGCGAGAAGCACACACCGCUUGAUGUCCUUGCGGCGAUCCUCAUCCGGGAGCGCCUCCGCAAGCACGCCGCUUCGCUGUUUGUGCGUACCGUUGUACAGAACGACCCUCGGGCGUGUGUAGCGGACGAGUGUAUUGUGUGCGGAGGGACCAAGUUGGAGGGCGAUUGGUACCCAACGUCAAGGUCUGAAACUACAGAAUAUAUCUUGCAGCGCUGCCUGGCCCUCUGUCCAGAACUUGCACCACCCGAAGUUAGGGCCCAACGCGCACCGACUGUGGAUGACCUGCGGGCUUUGAUUAUUGAGGUUGGAGUUGGCCUGCGCCCAGCCAGGAAGAGCGGUCUCAGACUCGAGACGAUUUGGGUUUCGGCCUCGGAGGAUGGUCGCAAGCUUCCAGCGUUUCUCAACUAUGGGCAUAGCGGUUCUGGGUUCCAGUCGUCCUGGGGAUCGGCGAUAAUCGCUCUGGACUUGUUGGAGGAGGCGCUGAGAAGCUCAUGA